This is a messenger RNA of Podarcis lilfordi (Lilford's wall lizard), 41493 nucleotides long. Lineage: Eukaryota; Metazoa; Chordata; Lepidosauria; Squamata; Lacertidae. The record is from the annotation of a GenBank genome assembly.
GCGGCGGCGGCGAACGCGUCCCUGUGUGUGUUCUCGCGAGAAGGAGGAGGCGGAGAAGGAGGCGGAGGAGGCGGCGGCGAAGGCGAUGGGAGUCCGCGAGUUGUGGGGGGAAGGAAGGAAACGCCUCAGGUGAGGAGGGCGGGGCGGGCGGAAUUGAGCCGGGCGAGGGGGCGUCGAGACCCCCUCGAAAGGGACAGGUGACUCCGGGGACGGGGGGGGAAGGGCUGCGCGCGCCCCCCGCCCUCCCCCUCAGAGCAACGGUCCGGCGCGCCCCCUCCCCCCGCCCGGCUCUCGGCCUUCCUCCCCCCCCCCCUCCUUCCUGCCACUCGUGACGCCACUCCGGACCCCUCCCCCCUUUCCCUCAUUCCGGCCGGGGGGGGGCAGGAAGAGGAGCAGCGGCCACGACACCCAUCAUGAUGAUGAGGAUGCUCCGCGGGAUCCUCGCAGCAGCUGCACCGGGGGGAAGGGGGGUCUCUAGGUCACCGGGGGGGGGAGGGGGAGAGACCCUUCCGAGCGCGCCGCCGCCCCCGCUUUGCCCGCUGCUUUUCUUAUUCUUAGUAGGAGCAGUGAAUUAGCUCAGUGCUCAGGUGGCUUCGGAGCCCUUUACAAAACUGUUAUUUUUUAUAUAUAAAUGGGGUAUGUGUGUGUGUGGAUAUAUAUGUAACUUUUGUAUAUUUAAUAAAUCAUCACUAUAAUUGUAAUGAAUAUUAUGUAUUAUCCACUUGGGGCAAUCAUUAUUAUUUAUAAUAAAUGUUAUUUAUUAUUAUAAAUAAUUAUAGAUAUAAACACACACACACACACACAUAUAUACACAGUGGUACCUUGGGUUAAGUACUUAAUUCGUUCCGCAGGUCCGUUCUUAACCUGAAACUGUUCUUAACCUGAAGCACCACUUUAGCUAAUGGGGCCUGCCGCGCCGCCGGAGCACGAUUUCUGUUCUCAUCCUGAAGCAAAGUUCUUAACCCGAGGUACUAUUUCUGGGUUAGCAGAGUCUAAUCUGAAGCAUCUGUAACCUGAAGUACCACUGUAUAUACACACACACACACACACAAUCACAAUCACAUAACAUUAUUAAAAUACAGAGUAAUUAAAGAUGCACCACAAUUAAAACACACUGGGAACGUACACAGCAAAACAAUCCACUUUGGGAUUGCACAGCCGUUCGAACAGGAGAGUGGCCAAGAGGUCAAGUCGAGGCCUUUGUCAGACCUGGCAGGAAGGCAGUAAAGAUGGGGCUUCUCCUGUUCCAGCACAGCAAGGGUUUCUCGGCACCCCAGCCUGCCUCUGCUGUGCAAGCCAGUCAUCCUCAGGCCAGGACGCAACUCACAGGGGUCCGUUGGUGCCCUUACUGGGCAUUGCAUUGGAAGUCAGCCUUUUAGGUAACCUGCUCCAGAGUCGUUCAGUGCCUCCUGUGCAAGUAACAAGGCCUCAGAACGGACACAGUGGCUAAUAAUUUUGUUCUGUGAACCACCCUGAGACCUCUGGGUAUACAGUGGUAUAUAAAUUCAAUAAAUGUUAAUAAAAAGAAAGCCAUGCACAUCCCUUUAAGGGGCUCUGCUUGCCACCCAGUAGGUAAAGGUAAAGGACCCCUGGAUGGUUAAGUCUAGUCAAAGGCGACUGGGGUGCGGCACUCAUCUCUCUUUUCAGGCUGAGGGAGCUGGCGUUUGUCCACAGACAGAUUUCCAGGUCAUGUGGCCAGCAUGACUAAACCGCUUCUGGUGCAACAGGACACCAUGACAAGUGCCAGAGCACAUGGAAACGUCAUUUGCAUUCCCACCGCAGCGGUACCUAUUUACCUACUUGCACUGGUGUGCUUUCGAACUUCUAGGUUGGUAGGAGCUGGGACAGAGCAAUGGGAGCUCACCCUGUUGCCCGGAUUCUAACCGCCAACCUUCCAAUCGGCAAGCCCAAGAGGCUCAGUGGUUUAGACCACAGCACCACCCAGUACUGUGCCACCCAGUAGAAGUCCAUGUGCACCUUAGGUAGCCAUAGCCGUUCAUAUAUUAAAAGAGUGGGAGAUAAUGGCUUGUCUGAAGCCACCUAAAAGGUAAAGCCACCUGGUAAGUUGGUGGCAGAAAACAUAAACGUGCCCCUUCUCCCUACCACCUGCAUAAAGUCAUCUCAUCUGGACUGAGACUGCAGCAUAAGAGGAAGACCUUAAUUUGUUUCCCCACAUCCCCUUUUAGCAACACCCCCCCAAUCUCCAAAGUUGCAGUUUGUCCCUGAAGGUGCCCCAUGGCAUCUUUGGGGCAAAUAACAAUGGGGGGAGAGAGAAAAUGGGACAAAUUUUCCUGCAAUCCCGGACUGUGCAUGUCUUUGGUGAGGCCCUGAGGCUUUGGCAACAAGGAAAAUAAUUGUGCCUGCCUGGUCCAGCAUGUGUCUCUACAGCACCAGGCCAUUAAAAAAUACAAAACUUUUUUUUCAGUGGACGCUGGCAUUUGCUCCACCAUGCCAGGUGCUAGUUCAGUGCCUAAAGACAACUUCUACAAGCCACAUUCUGCUUAGAUUUUUGCUAUAUAUUACUUGUUUAUGCACUGUAUAAUGUUAUGGUAGUAAAAAAAGAAAAAGGAUUGAAUUCAAACCAUAUGAUGAAGCUAUUAUAAAUUGAGCUAAACUGGGUUCACAAGAGUAUAGAGUCAGUCAGCUUGGUGUCAGCUCUUUCAGCCUGUUGUGUACCUUAUGCCUUUAAAAACUGAGGUGCCUUUAUUGCUGGGAUGACUAGAUGUAAAGAGGAAUGGGGUUUCUGUAUCUUGAAAUACUUGUAGAAUAUAAAAUCUCAGCAACUAUGGUUGUUCUUACCCUGUACAGGCAAUGACCAAUUUAUGCACAUUUGAUGUGUGCGCAACUGUGCAUGCAUGCAGAAGUUGGUGGAAUGGGGGGGGCAUUAUGGGCUUAUGCAUGCUCUGCCAUCGUGCACGAUGACCUGGCACACAAACCCCACGUAAAUUGGGGGUUGUCUAUAUCAAAAUUCACCAUCAAUAUAUAGAACGCAAAAGGACAAGUAGGGUUUGUCAAUCAAUGUUGGUGCCUAUUUGUUGAAAAUACAUAAUUGCUCCUAUUUCACUUCGUUUUCUGGUGGCCAUCCUGAUAGAUGUAAUAUCUCAGUGGUAUAGGACUUACUUUUAAGUAUAGAAUUGCACUGUGCAACACACCAUGAAAAUAUUAGUAAGGUUAUAACUUACUGAGCCAGCUAUUGCUAGUGAAUAUGUAUGUAUGUAUGUAUGUAUGUAUGCAAUUCAAGUUAUAUUUAACUGCCUGUUGGGCCUGGUUGCACCCUUGGAAACUCUCUUAGUACAAGACCUCUGUCCCAGUAGACAUGGAGUAAUAAAAAGACUAAAAGUAAUAAAAAGACUAAAAGGAACUGGACAGAGUACGUUUUUCUCAUUGCCAGGUAACAACAGCCUCCCACACUCAUUUGAAAUGCAGGGGAUGGGGAGGAGAUUUCAAGGUGACAGAGUGCAGUUUCUAACCAGACCAGAGCCAUCUAACCUGUUUUGAAAAUUAAGCAUUCUUUGCAGACUUCUGUGUAAUGAGAAAACUCUUAAUUUUAAAAAUUGGCCUUACAAAAGAUGGUAAUUUACCUGACAUGUGCACAGCAGUUGCAAACUGCUCAUUUAUUCCUGGUACCUCUUCUCCUCUGCCAGGUAUUUUGCUAAAUAGCCGUUGCCCACAAUUUUCAGUCAGGUAUAUUGUCACCACUCAGUCUGGGGAUGGAACUGGCUAUUGCUUGUGUGCCAAGUGGAUCAAGCCUGAGUAACAUCAUUCAGGAAUCUUUCUUUGCUAAAAUGAAUGAAAGGAUAGCAGAUGAACAGAACACAACCUGUGGUCUUCCAUUGCAAAGGAAUAUGAGGACAAAUAACCAGCCUAAAAAUGAAGGUCCAAAGGUUCCUUGUGAAGAAUAAGUCCUGGAAAAGGGGGAUAGAGUUCAGAGGGAAGGAAUUACCCUAUUUAGUUAACUAACCCUAAUCCGCACGCUAAGGGGGGGGGGAUACUCACAAAUAGGAUCUUGGCCAGGGAGCCUUGGAAAAAAAAAUAGUAAGAUGGGAGAAUGAAGUGCUGCCCUCAAGUGCUCCCUUUCAAAACCUCUGCUGUGCAGUACCCUCAAAAACCGUGGUUCUUUUUGUGGAUUGGUUCUCUGAAAUGACAUUGAGAGUCAGCUUUGUUUAUAUACACAUGGGCUGAUGAGGCACUGCCUCAGUCAGAAAUCCAAAUGGCUUGGCAGUUCUUCCCUGCCAAGAUUCAAGUUUGAAUUGUCUCAAUAUUGUUCUCUGCACCUGCAUGGGAACAUCUUCCAUUUGUAUAGGCCCCAAAUUUCUGCAUGUUUAAGUAGUGAAAGUCUAGAUUGCUGGCAUUGCUCACCUGCUUCUUAACUCCCCGCCCCCUCGUAAGCAAAAACCUGUUUACACACAAACUCAUGUAAGUGUUCUGUUCUGGUUGCUAUGCAGUUGCUAAGGUUGAAGACCCAGGUUCCCCCACACUCUCUCUGCUGGCCACUGGCGAAUGUCAUUUGUGUUUCAGCCUGACCAUACAGACUAGGAAUUUCAUAGCAGGCGCAAUAGUCAAACUAGGAACUUUGUGAUUCUUAGCCACCACAUUAUACCAGUUGUUUAUUUACUUUUUCUAUACCAGUUGUUUAUUUUUCAUCAAAGUAUUAUAAUCAGAUUAGUUAGUGCACUGAAGCUCUGUUCAUACAUCUAAAAUUUAAGUGCUCUCUAGCGCCUUUUAUAGUUUAAUAAUUACAGUUGCGGGACGCGGGUGGCGCUGUGGGUAAAACCUUGCCGAUCAUAUGGUCGGCGGUUCGAAUCCCCGCGGCGGGGUGAGCUCCCAGCUCCUGCCCACCUAGCAGUUUGAAAGCACCCUGAAGUACAAGUAGAUAAAUAGGUACCGCUUUAUAGCGGGAAGGUAAACGGCGUUUCCGUGUGCUGCGCUGGUGCUGGCUCACCAGAGCAGCUUCGUCAUGCUGGCCACGUGACCUGGAAGUGUCUCUGGACAGCGCUUGCCCCCGGCCUCUUAAGCGAGAUGGGCGCGCAACCCCAGAGUCAGACACGACUGGCCCAUACGGGCAGGGGUACCUUUACCUUUAAUUACAGUUGCAUUAUGAAUAAAUGUGUUUAUAGAAGGCAUUAACAAUACAAAAAAGCUUAUUUGUUUUGUCCUCUAGAAGCCAACUCCAAAUCCCACCCCAAAUUUUGAUUUGGUUCAAGUUUCUGGCAGGGGAACACAUUUUUUUGGCUUGCAGUUAUACUAUUCAUGUUACUCAUAUUCAGUCAGGAAGUAAACACAACCAGCUGGGGAAUGGCAGUUCUAGACUGGUCAGAUAUUAUUUUGUUUGGCACUGAAUUAUUGCAAUUUUAUUACUCAUAGCCAAUGCAUUGGGAGGAAUAAAACCUGGUAAAAUCUCCAGUUGCAAGUGGAGGUUUUUCCAUCUUCUAAAGGUACAGUAUUUAGGUUACCUUAGAAACCCAGAUUUUUCAGAGUUACACUUUCUUUCUUACUGUAUUUGAAAUGGGGAGCUUUCCUCUCCUAGACAAAAAUGAGGGUUUGAGUUGUUGCUGCUAACAAAUCGUACCCUUUUAAGUAUCUUCCUCCUAAGCUGUUAGUUUCUCUAAGCAUAUUCUCUCUGAGUUUCUUUGAGUAAUAUGGACUCUGUCUCCUGAGUUUUCUAAAAACAGCUUUCAGCUAUUGCAAAAUAAAACAAGGGAUUCUCUGCAUCUGGUACAAAAAAAGUAUAUGAUCCGAGAGAUGUGUUCCUGUGUUAUCUGCAACACCAGAACCUUUCCUGUAGUGAGUCUCUCCCAUAGUGAGGAUCAUAUCCCUAGUCAAAUAAUCCUGACUAUUUGCUAAUGGCAAAGCUGUCUGGCUAGUAUGCCGUUUAUAUUCAUUUAAUUUUCUGCUAUUCACACCCUUCAUUGUUUUUAGCAAAAUGAUUAUUAAAAAAUGUAAACAGCAGUUGAUUUCGUAAAGUUAUCCUAUUGCUAUCUCCUUUUGUUUUUCUUUAGAAGUUGUUGGAUUCAUCAUUAGAAACAAAAAGUAAGCAAUGGAUGGUCAUAUCAGGAUCCGAAGCAGUCAUAGGAUGUCAAGGGUACCAGUGAGAAAGGUGAAGUCUUGUUCUUUUGGCUAUCCUGUUGUUGAAUAAAUCUAUCUUGUACUGUCUUGUAGCCAUGAUAAAGGUUUGACAUAAUAUUUCAUAUUAUGUUACAUUCUUGGCUUUUCAAAUAUCCAUUCAUCUGCAACUAGACCUAACAGUCAGGAGUACCUUUACCUUUACCUUUAGACUGAAUUGAGUGUAUGUACACAUCUAGUUACCUGGCGUAAAACCUGAAUCUUAAAAGGCUAGAAAAAUAUAUGGUGUGUUUUCAUUUCCUGUUUUCUUUUUCCAGAGCUUUGGUGAAUGUUCAAUGCCUCCCAUGAAGGCAUUGUUGCAAAGUGAAAAAGAAUUAUGCACAGUAUCAGCAGAAGAGUUGAAGGCAGAGAAAGACAAUUUCAAUGAGGUUUGGCUUUGUUUUUACACAUCAGGUUUUUAAAAAAUAAAUUUGAAAAAUGCUUUUCACUUACAUCCAUGCUAGCAAAUAUUGAUUUUAUGCUCACUAUAAAGACAUCAUAAAUGCGUGCUGCUUGAGUAUACUACUAGCAGUGGAGGCUUGUGGUAUGUUUUGUAUAAUUAACUAGCAACCUUGUAACUGAUGUUGCUUGGGAAUUCUAAGAAGCAAAAAAUCAGUGUAGUUUUGAAAGGUGUGGCCUGCUAUCUUGAUUCAAAAUGAUAUCUAUAUAGAAUUGUAGAGAUGUGCAACUAACCUCUGCUUAAAAAUCUCAAAUGAAGGAGAGUGUACCACCAUAUGAGAUAAUCCAUUCCACCGUCAGAUGGCUCUUACUGUCAGAAAGUUCUUCCUAAUACUUAUUCAGAAUCUUCCUUCUUAUAACUUGAAUCCAUUGGUUUGUAUCCUACUCUCUGGAGCAGGAGAAAAGAAGAUUGCUCCAUCGUCCAUGUAAUAACCCAUUGCUAUUUGAAGAUGCCUAUCAUAUCUCUACUCAGUCUCCUCUUUUCCAGGCUAAACAUACCCAACCCCCUCAACUACUCCUUAUAAUGCUUGGUUUCCAGACCCUUAAUCAUCUUGGUCAGCCUCCUCUGCACAUGUUCCAGCUUGUCAAUACCCUUCUUAAAUUGUGCCCAGAAAUGGACACAGGACUCCAGGUGUGGUCUGACCAAGGCAGAAUAGAGUGGUACCAUUAAUUCCCUUUAUCAGGACUACACUUCUGUUGAUGCAGCUUAGCAUAGCAUUUUGUAGAUCUUAUAUUCUUGGUGGACUACAUGGAGGAAUUUAGUAGACCUUACAUACUUGGCAAUGUUUGAGUUCCAACAGAUAUUCAACAGAUAUCAUUCUGAGUGUUUGGUAAUCUGCUGUAGUAAGGGAGCAUCCAAGUCUUCAGUCUAGCUUUGAGGAGUGUAGCAGACACCCAAAGUAAGGAAGGUCACUGUUGUUUCCCUCUCUUACAAUUUUUACCCAAAUAUUCCAUGCUCCAGGUCAUAGGUAUCUUCACAUGUGUACACAUCAUUCUUAUAUAAUGCUAUUCCUUCUCCUUCUCCCUUCCUGCUUGCUCUAUUCUUUUUGAGCAGGUUUCUACAUCCCAGUCGUGAGUCUCAUCCCACCAGGUUUCAGUAAUGCUUAUUAGGUAAUAUUUGCUAUCCUGUAGUAAAAACUUACUGUAGUAAGAAUUCAGGGGACACGGGUGGCACUGUGGGUUAAACCACAGAGCCUAGGGCUUGCAGAUCAGAAGGUCGGCAGUUCGAAUCCCCGUGACGGGGUGAGCUCCCGUUGCUCGGUCCCUGCUCCUGCCCACCUAGCAGUUUGAAAGCACGUCAAAGUGCAAGUAGAUCAAUAGGUACUGCUCUGGCGGGAAGGUAAAUGGCAUUUCCAUGGGCUGCUCUGGUUCACCAGAAGCGGCUUAGUCAUGCUGGCCACAUGACCCGGAAGCUGUACGCUGGCCCCCUCGGCCAAUAAAACAAGAUGAGCGCCGCAACCCCAAAGUUGGUCAUGACUGGACCUAAUGGUCAAGGGUCCCUUUACCUUUUAGUAAGAACUCAAAUUCGUCUUGCUUGUUUCCCAUGCUGUAUGCAUCAGUAUAGAGAAAACUGAAACCAUGAGUUAUUCCAUCCAGCAGCUUCCUUCUUGUCUUUUCUACCCAUUAGUAGGUUCCUGUCGCACCAUUCCUGUGAAGUCUCCAUUACCAGGUUUCCCCUGUUGUCUGUAAUAUUGUCUCCCUCCCUCUCAGGAUUUAGUUGAAAGCUCUCAAGAUCAGGUUCACAAGACUCUUAGAAAACACAUUGUUGCCAGUCACUGUCUUAAUAAUAAUAAUGUACUGUGAGGUGCAAUAGCAGAAACCAUGGUCCGAGAAGCCAUAUUUUUCCCAACAACAACACCAGCACAGCCAGUUUUUUCUUUCUAGUAUUUUCCUCUCUCCUCCUGGGUCACGACCUUCAACAGGAAGGAGUGAUGAAAAAACCGCCUGUACUCCUAGGCCCUUCACCUUCCUGCCCAGAGCCUCAUAGUCCCUUGCUGCAUGUUGAAGGCUGUGUCUGUCAGUAUCAUUUGUACCCACAUGAAUCAGAAGGAAAGGGUAAAAGUCAGCAGGCUUUAUAAGACUUGGCAACUUGUCUGUCAUAUCUUGACUCUUUUUACCUGGAAGACAGCACACCUCCCAGGAUAUCCUGUUUCCUCUACACACUGCUGCCUCUGUCCCCCUCAGUAAGGAGUCACUUUUCCACCACCACUUGUUUCUUCCUCCUCUGGGAAGUGGCAGGAAUAGUGCUGAACAUAGAUGAAAACCUGCUCCUUGAUAACCAGGUUAUGAUACCUUAAGAGGAAUCCAAAUGCAUUGUGAGCAGACAAAUAACCUUCCAUUAUAAUGUUGUGGGGAAAGUUUUGCAUAGUGAAUAUUCAAAAACUUAUUCUAAAAAUAAAACUAAAUAAUAAAUUGGAGUAAAGAACAAUUUUCAGAUUUUUAAAAAUACUUACUGAAGAAUUGAGUGUAAUCAAACAAUUGCUCAGUCUCCUGGUCUGGGUUUACCCUGCUGAAUUGCCUAGGUAAGGGUAAGAUUCCUGGCUGAAGCACAGCAGUAUCUCUUGGAGCUUCUUUGCCCACUGUUUUCCUUGUCAUUUUUUGCAGGUGACAUACAAGGGUGUGUGUCGGGGUUAUGCAUACCCCUUCAGAAUCUCAGAUGCACCACAUUUGGUUAUUAUGUGACCCAUGUACACCUCGCAGAAAGGUACUGGGCAGCCAACUUCUGUCCAGUGCCUCAUUGCAUAUUAAUAACAGAAAUAGUAUGCACUUUGGGUAUAUGGAUAAGUAAUAAAGUACAUCCACCCAUCUCCUGGUAAAAUGUGUCUUAUAUCUGUAUAGUUCUACAUGUAUAUAGUGUAGAAUUGAAAGCUUUGAUAUAAUUCUAUUUGCUUAUAUAACAUAUAUGUAUUUCUAUUACAGGUCACAUUUUUGUGCUUUGCUGAUGAGACAGCUGUUGCUCCUAAGGUAUGGUGUGUGCAUAAGAUAUCUUAGUUGACUGGCAGAGAAAACUGGGAAAGCAUCAUGAUAUAUGCCCCCUGGUUAUACUCCAGCACAUUAACCUCUGCAUCCAAACCUUGUUUGGAGGUGAUUGGGAGGCGCUGUGGUCUAAACCACAGAGCCUAGGGCUUGCCAGUCAGAAGGCCAGCGGUUUGAAUCCCUGCGAUGGGGUGAGCUCCCAUUGCUCGGUCCCUGCUCCUGCCAACCUAGCAGUUCGAAAGCACGUCAAAGUGAAAAUAGAUCAAUAGGUACCGCUCCGGUGGGAAGGUAAACGGCGUUUCCGUUCGCUGCUCUGGUUCGCCAGAAGUGGCUUAGUCAUGCUGGCCACAUGACCUGGAAGCUGUACGCCAGCUCCUUUGGCCAGUAAAGCAAGAUGAGCGCCACAACCCCAGAGUCGUCCGCGACAGGACCUAACGGUCAGGGGUCCCUUACCUUUAAGGCCCUUUAAAGGAGGCUAAGCCUAGUAGAGGUAACAAGCAGGCAUCAUGCAGCACCAUUGAUGUCACCCAAACAGCAAACACGACCCACAAGGCAUGCUCGACAUGCACACCCUACAUAUAGCCAAUCUCAGGCGCACACUGUAAACAAACAUGUCAGCAUCCCCCCGGUGAGACACAAUUGAAGCCCCCACAAGCACCCUAAGCGCUCCCAGAUGCCACCCACUCUUCAUGAAUAUGAAUGAAACAUGACCACACACAAAAAGACGCUGAAGGAAGGUUUGUUGCAAGCAUGGAAGGCGAUACAAAGCUCAAACGGUACAUCCUGCGAACAGUCCCAUUGGGCGCAGCAGUGGAGGAGACAGCUAGCAUGGACAGCUGGCAGUCUGCUCUUUCACCACCACCUCUCACACUUCCUGGCACUGUCUCUGGAGGCAGGGAAGCCCCCAUGAAUGGCAGCAGGUGGGGGCUGGCGGAGAGCAGACUUGGGUUGGUGGAGUAGCGCACCGUUUGUCCCAAUCAAUCACUCUCCUCUGCUGCUGUGUAAAAGACAAAAUAGUAGUAGUAAGUCGUGUUACUGUUAGGUAACACUUUUUAAUGCUAUAUGAUCCUUAAUUUGGGGAAACACAGCAGAUGGGUGGGGUAUAAAUAAUAAAAUAUUAUUAUAAUCUCCUUCAGUCUUUAGUAUUCCCAUGAUAGAAAUACAGCAGUUCUCUUUUUCUAGAGGGAACCUUAAUUUGAAAUGGUGACUGUACAAAAUUCCUAGGGAUGAAAAGGGCAUUUAGCUUAGUCUACUUCUGUGCUAUAGGAGCACUCAGACAUGCCUCAGCAUGCCAGAAGUGUAAGUAAGUGUAAAAGUAUAAACAGCCUUUGCCUUUAAAGCCCUGAAAGGUCUGGCAUCAGAGCAUCUCAUGAACUGGUUUGGAAAUUUCACUUGGCUUCUGAGGCUCCUCUUGCAGUCCCUCUUACAGGCAGUGUUUGGGUUGGCGUGAACAAGAGCCUUUUCAGUUGUGGCACCCAGAUUAAGAUGUGUUUCCCAUUUUUAAGAAGGUACUUUAGUUGGUUUUGUUUCAGUUGGCAUUGUUUAGUUAUGACCUUUAAGGAGUCAUUGUUUUAUUGUUUCUGUCUGCUUUGUAUUGAUUCAGUUGUCUGUGCUUUUCUAUUUUAAAUUCCUUUCAUUGUUGUUUUAUUGUUAGCUGCCUUGUGAGUGCAUUAUGGAAAAGGGCAGUGUAUACAUUUUAUAAUAAAAUAAUUGGAAUUGCUUGUAAAUAAAACAGGAUUCCAGCACUGUGGAACUAUGUCCGGGUGAAAGAACGCUAGGCUGAGUUUGCCACAAGUCCUCUGACAUUAAAGGAAAGUUUUCCUAGCAUGAGUGUAUUAUUCUCUGUGUUUGGUUUAGGAAUUGGCAGCCAUGUCUGUUGAGCUCCCAGAUCUUCUGAAAUCCCUCCAUUUGUGCACUUUACAUGAAAAUGAUGUCAUUUUUCUAAAGGAUAUUCAUAAACCAUUGGAGACCAGUGUUCUUAAGCAGAAGGUAAGAGAGAUUUAAAAUACAUAAAUGUAUGAUUGGUGGUAUACUUCAUUUAAUUUGCCUUUCAAAUUAAUUGUAUUCACGUGAUACAACAUUCUGAAUAUAAAAUAUGAAAUCUGUGUGUGCAUUACUCAGUUCUACAAAUUGUCAAAGGCUGGGAGUGUUGCUAAAAAAGUUAAAAAGUUAAAAGUCAAUAUUUUGAUGAUGGAAACUUGUCAAUAGUUUUUUUCCUCAUUAUACUCAGGGAAUAUGCUUUUCAUUUUUUGAAAUUAUUAGCAGAAACUUCACUUUAUUUUCUUAACUGAUGUCACUGCAGUUUAGAAAAGAAGGAAUAAUCUUUGAAUGGGUAAAAUUACAUUUUCUCUCUCUUUCUCUUUCUCAAGAAUUACCCCUCACGGAUUCUGUGUGUGAUGAAAUUGUCUCCAUCAUUUGCGAGACACGAAGUGGAUUCUUUAUUUACUUUACUAAGUAAAUAUUCUGCUGGUAUAAGAUGCACUGUGGAAAUACGCUCAUUGCAGAAGCACCUGUCCAUCAUACCCCAUGCUGAGGAUGAUGAUACUAAUCAAUCAGUGUCAUCAAUUGAGGAUGAUUUCGUUACUGCGUUAGAACAUUUAGAUGAAGAUGAGCCCACAAAAAUGAUAAACUCUGGUUAGUGUUCCUGCAAUAUUCUGAUAGCAUAAAUAAGUUGGGAUUUAAAGGGAUUGAAUACCAUGAUUAGCUUUUUAAAAGUGAAAUACUUGUAUAUACUGUAGUCUAUUGAUUUCUGUAUCUUUUAUAUAUAUAUAUAUAUUUAAAAAAACCUAUCAAGCAAUACUAGCCCCUGUGAUGAACUCUGAUUUUUUGGAAUGACCCAUCUAAUAAACAAUAAUAGACUGUGCUUGCUCAGAUUUUGUAAAUCUUGUGUAAUCUCUGGCCUUUUUCUUGAAGCAACAGUUUGUGAUUGCAUAAAUAUGAGAUGUUCUUAAAGUAGAAUCCAAGCUGUCAAUCUAAAUUAUCAGUCUUACCCUUUUCUACUAAAGGAGAUGUAUAAGUUGUUGAUACUUUAAGAUUUUAGUAGCUUCUUAAGUAAAGAUGGGCAGGUUCUUUCCAUCUCACCACAGAGGUGAUCGAAGCUCUUUUUCAACAAAAAUGGAAGAACUUUACAUUUUCUGAGACACACAGAGGACUGUCCCCAAAACAGCCUCCUCUUCAGUGCUCCUCUCCUCCAAAUAUCAUUUUGCCUUUCUCUUAUCUGGCCAGCAGAAGGGAGGAGAGAAGUCUGUGUCGUCUCUCUUGCCCAGUUGUUCUGAUACAUCCUGCUGAGCCAAACCAUGGCUUGACAUGAACAUAUAGACUAUAGGAGAGGAGUCUGUAGCCACUUUCCUCCAUCGUGGUCUUUCUGCUGCGCCAUGCUGAAUGAAGCCAUAGUUUGGCUAGGUAUGACAUCUGAACCUGGGCUCCUGGUUUAUCUCUUUCCAGACUAACCACGAGCUGUAAACAAAGGUUUUCCUAUGGUUUGUGGCUCAUUGUUUGUCUGGGAGAGCUAAACCACAAGCCCAGGUCUGGAUGACACGCUAUGCCAAAUCAUGGCUUAGCUCAGCAUAAUGAAGCAGCAAAACAACCGGGGAGAAGCAAUGUAGCUAUGAGCUCCUCUCCCAAUGCCCAGCACUCAUUCAUGUUAAACCAUGGUUUGGCUUAGCAUGACAUGUGAACUGGACCACUGUGUAAACUGUGCACCAGGUAGACAGAGGAAAUGGGAGCAGGGCAGACCUCCCUGUGCAACACAGGUGUCUCUGGUACUGGCGCCAUUGGCCAGGUAAAUAAAGGGAAGCGGGAGUCGGGGGAUCGGGUCAUUUUGGACAUGGGAAAUGCUGGUCAAGAAUAAAACAGGAAUUCUUAUGUGGCCAAGAUUUAUGCUCGCUUCAUACUCAAGGUGGGCUUUUCCAAGCCUUCAGAGUUCUUCGAGCCCAACUUGGGAGAAUUUCACUGACAAUUCUACUUCUUAUCCUGUUCAUAUUUACUUGGGAAUAAACCCUGUUGAAUGAAAUAAAUCUUACUUUUGAGUAAACAUGAAUAGGAUUGGGCUGCCCAAUCUUUGAUCAGACCAAAAUUCAAGUACAUUUUAUGCUAUUAACCUAUUUCUGCUACAGCUGCAAUCUUUUGCUUUCAGACGUACUGUAUGUUAACUAUUCCUUUCCCUCCCUGUUGGCACAGGCCAAGUUACACCUGAGAAACUUCAAGAUGCUGCUUUGCAGACCAUCUCUGUUCAACGUUUGGAAUCUCUUGAUCCAAAGUUUCAUUUUCUACAUCGGAAGCCAUCUGUCAAGUCAUCAACUUCUCUAGUUAACAUCUUGGAAUUAAAAGAAUUGUCGUCUUCUGUAAGAAAUUCUGUCACAACUUCUGUUUCGGAUCCUUGGCUGCAGAGGAGUUUCUUCAGGCCACAGAAUUCUUCUGAUCAGAAUGUUAACGUUUUAUGUAAAACACUGUUUUCUUCCUCUCCUGCUGAAUCCUCAGAGUCAGAUUGUUCUAGCCCAAGCCCUAUUAUUUUCUUAGAUGAAGAAGGGUAUCAGAGAAGCCUAAAGGCAAAACUUCAGCUACCAAAAAUCCCAGUAAUGAAAGAUGGCAUAGAGGAUUCAGACUCUGAAGUAAGUGAAUUUUUCGAUAGCUUUGACCAAUUUGAUGAACAAGAACAAACAUUGGAGAGUGGUUGUAAACAUGCUAGGGGUCCUGUCCUUCAACAUCCAUCUCAUAUGAAAAUGAUUUCGCAUAAAAAGCCACGCUCUGCAACCGCUGCAAUGAAUCCUCAAAGGUUCAAGGUUGAUCAUCCCACUCUUCCAGCCAAUGUGAGGAAGCCAACUCCUCGCAAACCAGAAUCUCCAUAUAGCAACCUCUUGGAUGUUCCUGAUUCCCCUCGGCCAUUGAAAACAUCAGGGGAUGACAGUGGAGGCUUGUUCAGCCCUAUCAGAUCUUCAGCUUUCAGUCCAUUAGGCAGUUGUCUUUCAACAGAGUGUCCUUGUCAGUUGGGUGUCAGUAGAGAUGCCAUUAACCAAAAGCACAAUCUGGUUUGUCACCCAUACUCAGAUUUUGCAAAUAAUAUUUCCUUUGAAAUCUUAGGUUCGGUCUUUAAUUCCAGAUCUCCAUCAUCAUGUAGAUGCACACAGGAAUUUUCUAACAGUAAUAGGAUUGUCUCAAAAGAAGAAACAGCCCAGUCAGCAAAAACCCAAGGGGAAACUUCUGGAAAAGAAUUAGAUAACAGACAAAAAUCUAAAUGCAAAUCACUAAUGAUUAAAGACCACAUCCAGAAAUUUGCAUCAGAGCUCGUUGAGAAGAGUUUUGGCAGUGCUUUUAAAGAUCUUCAGAAAGGUGUUUCUUCGUGUACUAAUGCACUCUGUCACUUGGCUGCAAAACUGACUUCUUCAAUCUUUCAAAUGGCUUUUUAUGAGAUUGGGAGGCAGCAAGCUUUUUCACUGAAGAAGAAAGCUAUUAAUGGACUAGCAGGCUUUUUGGUGAGUGAAGCGUUAACAGGUGCUUUAAAAGAGCUACAUUCUGUAAAGCAACAAAUAUUUACCAACACAGUUGCAAAAUUUGCAGCAAACCUGGCUGAGGAACUAAUUUUUGAGGGGAUCAUGGAAGUGUGCCAGUUUUCACACCCAUCAACUCCUACAACUUUUCAGAACUGGUCCUUCCAUUGUGAUGAUAAAGUUAUACAGUCAUAUUCCAAAGACUUGUCUGAGUCGGUUAUUCAGGAAGCUUUUAUUGAGUUAUCACAGGUUGAGGUGGAAUUUACAACACAAGCAGCUAUUAGUAUUUCCACGGACAAUAUAAAGUACAUAGGUGCAGAAAGUAGUUUGGAGUCAACACAGGCCUCCAAUGCUUCCUCUGAGUUUCAUGAUCAAGAACCAGUAGCCUUGAAUUCAAUACAGGAAUUCAGGGAGGAAUAUACUGUCCAUAAAGCUUUGUUCUGUACUUCUGGCAUUGCAAGUUCAAUCCCGGUGCCCUUAGCUGGAAGCAUACUUUGUCAAAAUCAGAUUUUAUUUAAUGACAUACAGGUAAGGAAACAUUCAGCGUCAACAGGCAGUCUGAAAUUUUAUAAAAAAUCAGCAGAGCGGUGUUGUGCAACACAAAAAAGACAAGAUGAAGUGACAUCAGUUAGAAAUGUUUACUUGAUGACAGAUAGCAGUCAGAACAGUGAAUAUAAUGCACAUAUUGUAUGUACACAAAGUGACUUUAAGCAAGCAAAUAGCCAUGAAGUCAGUAAAUUUUCAGACUUAACAACUAGGAUGCCAAGUGUCAGUAAUUUUUCUGGAACAAUGGUAGAUAUGAUUGUAACGGAGGCAUAUGAAGCAGUAACCUCUUCCAAGACAUCCAAAAAUGCAGAGCAAUACACAGAAAUACUAAAACUGGAUAAAACGUCAUAUUUGCCAUGCAUUGGUGAAGAUGCCUGUGAGAAUAUGUUUGCAAAUUAUUUAGCCAAGCGAAUAGUGAAACAGUCUGUAGAUGAGACUAAAUCUGCAUGUUCUGUUACCGGUGAGAAAUUAGCAUACUGUGUGGGAUUGGGAACCAGUAAAAAAAGCAAUAGGAAAGAAUUGCAUAGUGCAAUAAAAGCAUCAGAAACAAACAAAAGUAUUCCAGUAAUUGUAGGGCAGCAGCAGAUGCCCUUGAACAGCUCAUCUAAAUUUCAUGUAUCGCCAGUUUGCACUAAUAGGUGUCUGCUUUCAGGAUCUAAAGAUGGCAUUCAGGUGAAAAAGAGACAUAUGGGUUGCAGGACUUCCACAUCCACGUCAUCUCCUUGUUCUGCAAUGACUUUUGUGAAGCCUGCUGAAGAGUUUCCAGAUGCAGAAAGCUGUUCAGCAAAAUCCUUAAGCAACCCCCUGGGAAAACACAGCACAUACAAAUCAGCAGGGCACCCUGCGCUUUGCUCUACAUUUGGUCCUGAAAGAACUUUUCCUAGCAUUAAUGCCUUCACUUCUGUGGCAACUAACGGUGAAGAUACAUUUCAGAUGGAAGACAAAUUGAGUAUCAGAGAUGAAACUCCUUGUGUCCUACCAGACACACCUCCACCGACACCUUUAAUAGCAACCCAAACGAGUUCAGAGUGGAAUUUAAGAAAGCUAUCAAAGAAACUGAAAGGUGAACUAGCAAAGGAGUUUGCACCCGCGACGCCCCCUUCUACCCCUUACCGAUCAGAAACCGGUGGAGUAUAUGAAAAUGAACGUCAUGACUUAGAAAAGGAAGAGUUCAUGUUGAAACUGAUGCGGUCUCUCUCUGAGGAAGUUGAAAGCAGCGAAGAUGAAGAGCAUUGGCCUAUAACAUUGAACGAGAGAAUGAAAGCAUCAGGAAGGACAACAGAAUAUGCCGAUCAUCUAGCCACUCACAUAAUUGCUGUGGCAACCGAAAUGGCUGCUUCACAUUUAGAUUAUAAAGCGGUUCAAAUGGAGAAUAAUAAAUGCUUUCAAAUAAGUGCGGAAAAUAAAAGAUGUGGGCAUAGUGGAUUUGUGAAUGUUUCAGAAGCCAGCCUACAUUCGUUGUUGGUUUAUGCUGGUAAUAUGGCUGGAAAGGUCAUUAGUGAAGCUAAGAAAAUAGUUGAAUCCAAACAUUGCACGCUUCUAAGGCUGAAGCAAGUGAACUGCGGGACAGAUGGCGUUCGUCCUAAAAGAAACACUCAUAAAUGCUGGUCCAAAGACAUGAGGUGUCCCUGGGCAGACCAGGGGUCUCGAGAGACAGACUCUUCUAUACUCUCUCUACCCCAGCACCCAGAAGCUCCAGGUCUGACCUCUAAAUAUCCAAGUUGUGAGAGUGUAACUGAUGAAUAUGCAGAUCACAUAAUUCGUAUUCUGAAAAGAGAAGGUGGCCACAGUGAACUGAUAAUGGAUCAGUUUGCCAGUAGACUUGCUUACAGAUCUAUAAAAUCUGGAAUGCAGGAAGCUGCUGGGAAACUCAGGAUGAAGUAUAAAAGUAAAAUAGCUCCCUCCGAGGGCUCAAAGGUAAACAGUAAGGCUGAUCCGAGUGUGGAUGGAAAGAAACAGAAAAAAGGUAACAUUUGUCAUUUGGGGCAGCAAGCCUGUGGAAACAAAUGUAGCACACACAGAACUGAAUGUACAAAGUUGCUAGAUUUUUCAGAAUCCCUUGCUUGUAGCAUAACAUCUGAUGUCAGAAGAAAAAUAAUGAGAGGAGCUUGUCUGUCAAAAUCUUUAACUGAUUCCUGUUUGUAUAAAAAAUCUAAGAACGAUCAAGUCACUGAUCUUAAAGCAACAUUUUCUAAAGCACUUUCUCCUUUCUGUUGCAAACAAAAGCUUUAUCAUAGUACAGGCAGUUUAAAUGAACCUACCUACAGAAAUGGCAUUAUUCAUGCCAUUGAACAGUAUGCCAGGAAGGUAGUAGAUGACACUUUAGAAGCUAGCUUGGAAUCUGCUACGCUGCAAACUACUGAAAACUGGACAAAUGGAGAUAGAACAACAUAUGCAGAAAAGUUGUCUCCAUUUUCUGCAACAGCCUGCAGAUACUGUAGUAUGAAGGAGCAUCAAUACUGUGCUGGAAGUUCAUCUUUGCAGCUGACUCGGCAAGAACUCCACUCUCAAGUUCAUCAGGUUCCCAGAAUAAGUGGAAUCUGUCCUAAAUCUCACAUUCUUCACCUGGAUAUUCCAAAAAUUCAUAUUAAUAUGGAUGAGAAGGUAGUAUUUGCUGAAAAUGUGGUUGCUACAGUUUUUGACAAAGCAGAAAGGCAGCUUAGCAACACAAGUUUGACAGCGGAUAGUGGAAUUGGCCAGGAUGGAAUCAGCUUUGCUGAAAGCCUUACUACAGAAAUAAUGACUUCCUGUAUGACAAACAUUAGUCCACCUGCCAACAUAAGGUAAAGUUCAAUUAUUUUAUAUUGCUUUUAAUAUAUGUAAGGUGCUGAAAACUAUAUGCAUUUUUCAGUAUUAGUACAAUUUUAAUUUAUGCAAGAAAGUCAUAAGAAUGUAUCUUUUCGUUUUGUGAUAAAGCCUAAAAACAAGGGCAUUUAAUAGUAUUGCCAUGGGAAGUAAUUGUUUACUGUGUUCACGAAGGGUGCUAGGAUUUAAGUAAAUUUAAAAUGCAGAGUAUAAGCUUAAGAGUAUUUGUCGUCUUUCAGGUUUGGCCAACUUUUUGUUUCUCGUUUUUGCUCCAACAUAAAUGUAGAAGCCAUUGUGAAGCAUAAAUGGUAGAAGAUAAAACAUCACUGAUUUCUGCUAAGUCAGAUGCAGGUUUGGAUAACCUUUUAGGUGGCGGCGGAGAGAUACAUGAAGCAUCAAAUUAAAGCACAGAACAUGUAGUUACAUAGAAAAUAGUAUUGCUGAGCUACUCAUAAAUCCUAACAAAUUUGAUCAAAGAAAAUCCUGAGGUAAACAGAAGCUGAUUUUGAAACUUCUGUAAGUGUUGGCUGUGAAGGUGGAAAUGAUCCUUCCCUGGUUAUGUGAAUACUGUUGAAGCUGUUUCCCUUAUCUUGCUUCCAAAUUUAUCAUUAAAAUAGAAAGCACAGUUUGUUAUAUGUUGUUGGUUUGUCCAUUAAUAAUACAGCUUAGGAACUUCAGUAGAAUCCACUUUUGUCCCUUAGUUGUUGUAUGUUUCCUGCGGUUCCCAUGGUAGAAGAAAUAUUUUCUUAGAAGAAAAGUCAUUGUGUCCAGUGCUCUGCAUGUGCAUGUGUUGCUUUAUAGCUGCAAUCUACUGAUUAAAGAAAAAGCAUCUCAUUUUACACCAGGCAAAAACAUUCCUCUUCUCCCAGGCCUUUGGCUAAUUAAACAAUGGAGGGCGGGUAUUAUUUUUGUUUGUUACUAUGUUAUGAGAGCUAGAGAGAAAAGAGUGUGCAAACUGCCCUGUGAUCCUUGGAUAAAGGACAAUAUAAAAAUUUAAUUACCGUAUUUACUCGAGUCUAAUGUGCCAUCGAAUCUAAUGUGCACCUAGAUUUUCACAACGUAAUUUGGCCAAAAAAGUGAGGAUUAGAUUCAAGUAAAUACGGCAAUUAAUUAAUUAAUUAGUAAUUUCUGUCUGACCAGACAGUAGUCAAAAGGAAGUGAGGUUGAUCACUGGCAAGGUCAGUAGCACCGCAGAAACUAUGUUAAAUGCCUAAUGAAGAUAGACGUAUUUAAAGAAAUAACAGUAUGAAAGAUGACAUUAAAAUGUGACUGAACUUGCUAGUAAAUUAGCUGGAAUCCCUAUUCUAGGCAUAGUUCCUUAUUAUACAGUUUAGUACCUCAUUAUUAUUUUUUAAAUGACCCACUGUGAUAUGAAACCAGUCUCAUUCUUUUUGAAAAAUAUACAGUCUCGAUAAAUUUAGGUGAUUCACUUGGUAGAAAUGAUUCUGGAGGUUUAGCAAAAUGUUUUAUUUUCUUUUUCAAAUGAAGGCAUCUUUGAUCUUGUUGAAAUAGUUUGUGUGUGUGUUUCUGUAUGUAUUCUUUAUCUGAUUUGUGCACCACUGUAUUACCACAUGUGAUCCCAGGGUGGUUUAUAAACAUAGCUACUUAUACAUUAAAACUAUAAAAACUAUAAAAACACAGUAUAAGAAAUUUAAACCAGAUUAAAAUAAAAUAAAAUAGGCAUACCACAGGCAGGAAUUUCUCAGUUGCAGGUGGUCAAAACCCAAUCAGCCACCCCCAAAAAACUUAGGUAAAAAUAUACGAAUUUAGCUGGUGCCAAAUACCAUAACAAGGUACAUCUGAGGCCGUGGUGGGGAACAGGAUCCCAACCUCCUUCUGUCCCUGUAGAUAGGUGAGUAGGGUUGCCUACCUGUCUCAUUUUCAUGACAUCAUUUUUACUGUAUUUUUUGUUUCUAUGGAAGCCGCCCAGAGUGGCUGGGGAAACCCAGCCAGAUGGGCGGGGUACAAAUAAUAAAUUAUUAUUAUUAUUAUUAUUAUUAUUAUCAUUUUUAAAAAUCAUUUUUAUUAAGAAUUUUCAACAUAAAAGACAAUAAAAGCCAAACUAAUCUAAAGAAGAUAAAUAGGAAAGAAACAAGAAUACAGUCAUACCUUGGGUUGAAGUAUUCUUCAGGAUGAAUAUUUUCGGGUUGCGCUCCGCGAAGACCCGGAAGUAAUGGAGCACGUUACUUCCGGGUUUCGCCACUUGCGCAGAUGUGGCGAAACGCAGCACACGCAGUCGCGUGUUACAUUCGCUUCAGGAUGUGAACGGGGCUCCGGAACGGAUCCCGUUCGCAUCCAGAGGUACCAUUGUAUGCAAAAGAAGAGAAUAAAGGAAGAGAAGAGAAAGAAGAGAGAAUAAAUAUCGGACCCUCUAUCCCAAUUAUAUCUUAAUCCUUAUUCCACACACAGAAAAGUCAAUCCUCCCCACUCUCGCCUGGGAGCUUCCCCUUCUUCCCCCAGGCUCCCACCCUCAGAGAUCCUUUCACCUUCCUUCCGUCACCUUAGUGUGUAUCUUCAUUAAUCCACGAUAGGUAAAGGUAAAGGUACCCCUGCCCAUUUGGGCCAGUCUUGCCAGACUCUAGGGUUGUGCGCUCAUCUCACUCUAUAGGCCGGGAGCCAGCGCUGUCCGCAGACACUUCCGGGUCACGUGGCCAGCGUGACAAGCUGCAUCUGGCGAGCCAGCGCAGCACACGGAACGCCGUUUACCUUCCCGCUGGUAAGCGGUCCCUAUUUAUCUACUUGCACCCGGAGGUACUUUCGAACUGCUAGGUUGGCAGGCGCUGGGACCGAACGAUGGGAGCGCACCCCACCGCGGGGAUUCGAACCGCCGACCAUGCGAUCAGCAAGCCCUAGGCGCUGAGGUUUUACCCACAGCGCCACCCGCGUCCCAUAUCCACGAUAGGAAACUUCAAUAAACAAAGCAUAAAUAUAGAUAAAAUUUAUGGAGAGAAAACAAAAAUUAAAGAUCAUAGAAAAGGAAGAUAAAAAGAGAAAUAAAGAAGAAGAAGAAAAAGCAUCUUUUGAUUUUCUGUCUGACAAUUAUGUAAAUGACAAUUGUUCAAGGUAUUCAGAGUAUGCUUUCCAAGUAAUCUCCAGCCGUUUUAGGGUCCAGCUUUCUCUCAGUCUGCUAGGUGUUGUUUUCUCAGUCUUCACUCCCAGGCACCUCAGGUCCACCUUUUUUCACUCAAAAAGUCCAAAAGUAACUCUUCAAUUAUAAUUGUCAUUAAGUGUCCAGAAUAGCCCUUCUCUAGUCCAGUAUGAUGGAUUUCUCCCCAUGGGUUCUGACACAUUUUUAUAGUGUAGUAGUCCAUGCUUAUUUGCUUGUUAUGUCUUCAUUCAUUCGUACUCAGUUCUCUAUAUUCCAGUCCCAUUUCCUGCUGUCCAAGCUUCAUCCUGGUUUAAAGAAAAAAGAAAAAGCCUCCACACACACACACACUUCAGUUCUGGCAAAAGAAAUGCAAGUAGGCCAUAAGAGAUGCUUAAAAACAGUUUGAGGAGCAUGUUGCUGAAACAUAAAGGUCAACAGCAAAAGGUUAUUUAAAUACAUUACUAGCAGAAGACCAGCUGGUUAGGCGAUUGGAUCUUAGGAUGACAGGAGUACCUUGGGUGUGCUAACAGAGGAUAAGGAGUUUGCAGAGAAGACAAAUGAAUUGUUUGCAUCUGUCUUCACAGUGGAAGAUAUGAUGUAGAUCCCUGUGCCUGAAUUGACUUCCAUAGAUGGAGAGUCUGAAGAACUGAUGCAAACAGUGGUGACAAAAAAGUUACGGACUUCAUAGACAAAAUAAAAAUGACAAAUUGAUGACUCCAGAUAGCAUCCACCCAAGAGUUCUUGAAUAACUCAAAUGGGAAAUUGCUGAUCGUCUAAGAAAAAUACGUAACUUCUUCCUAAAACCAGUACCUGAAGACUGGGAAGUAACACAUUAUUUUAUUUUUAAAGGGGGGAUUCAGGGGAUAUCCUGGAAAGUACAGGCCAGUUAGCUUAACAUCUGUUCCAGGAAAAGUAGUGGAAAGCAUCGCCAAAGAUAAAAAUACCAAGCAUAUAGAAGAAACAUGCUAUGAGAGGUCUUUUGAGAGUGUCAACAAAGCUUACAGAUAGAGAUGAUUUUACUGACGUUAUGUACCUUUUGACAAAGUAUGCCAUAUAAGCAGUCACAGAGUAAGAGGAGAGGUCUUCUUGUGGAUCAGGAACUCAUUAGUUAUUGUUAUUAUUUUAUUUAUUUAUUUUUGGGUUUAUAUACUGCUUUUCUGCCAAGGCACCCAAGACGGUUUGCAAUUUAAACACUUAAGCAAUAAGAAUAUAUAAUCCAAAGACAGACUGUCUUCUCAUGCCAACAGUUAAUUGAUGGUAUGGGUGGUUCCUGAGCUGGGCACCAUUGUGUCAGGACAUGGAGGUCUUCAGCAUCCUCCAGGGAAGGUGGGAGCGGGCAGGCAUAGAGAGAGCUGCCACUACAGUUCUCUUGGUUCAUAGGAGCUGAUGUCAUUUGCGCUCCCUGAUCUGGACUCAUCAUCAGACCAAAGGCCCAUCUAGUCCAGCAUCUUGUUCCCACAGUGAGCUCCUAGAUGCCUCUGGGAAGCCCACAGCACUCUUGCACUCACAUUCCUCAACAUGAUACCUUUGUUCCUGUCAUUCUGUGAUGGCCUGGGACUUGGGCUCGGACUCGGAACCAGAGGAAACUCAGUCUGCACCAGAUCCUUUGCCUCAGGCAUCACCUGAACCAAGUCUGGGGCCUGAUCCUGAAGAGUCCCAGUCUGCACAGAUUCCCCUGCAACAAACACCAGCUGGGCCGAGUCAGGGGCCUGAGCUUGCCCUGGCUCCAGAUGCAGGGAUUACCUCGUUGCGUUCAGCUGGGCCAUCACUUACAGCUGCUCCACUACCGGUUUGGUCAGGGGAGGCUGAGGUGGCCCCUGGGUCUAGUAACCUACUAAUGUCUCCCUAGCUGCAGAGACUGAGGUCUGAGAGAAGGAGAGACCUGAGUACUCGCAGGAGGAAUGCUCGCCUUCGUGCGAAAAAGGGAGGUGAGUCAGGACCAGCCGCUACCCCGACAAAGAUAAAAGGCUGUCGGGCCCUGCCUCAGGUUGCGGGAGCAACAUUGCUGUAUGCAAGAUCCUGUACCUGUCCUUGCCUGGUUUCCUGCCUUGACCCUGUCGGACUGACUCCUAGCGGAACCUUCGGAUUCUGGACCAGUCCUGGACCAUGUUGCACGGGUUACCCCCGGGCCCAGCACACAUUCCUCCUGCAGAUUCACUGCUCUGUAUCAAGAUACAGAAGGGGAGCAGUGAGUUAAGAAACAGGAAGCAGGGAGUAGGAAUGAAUGGACAGUUCUCAGUAUGGAGGGAAGUAGAAAGUGGAGUUCUAAAAUCAAUGAAUCAAUGAGAAGGGAGUCCAAGAUGGAUGGGAGUUUCUUAAAGGUGAAAUAAAGACUCCAGUGCAGACAAUUUCAAAAAGAAAGAAAAGUGGAAGGCAUCUACAGAAGCCAGUAUGACUGCAUAAGGAUCUUACAGAUAAGCUGAGCUUUAAGAAGGGUAUGUAUAGGAAAUGGAAGAGAUGAGAAAUCAUGAAGGAGGAGAAUGCAUGAAUAGCCAACAGUUGCAAAGGUGAAUAUCAGGCAGGCUAAAGCUCAGAAUGAGCUCAGUCUUGCAAGAGAGGUUAAAAAUGAUUUAAAAGGUUUGUUUGGCUAUGUUCAAAUCAAGAGGAACAAGCAUGUGGUAGGUCCUCUGUGUAGAAGAUGGAGAAAUGCUACUAGGUGACAGAGGGAAGGCAGAACUGCUCAACACCUACUUUGCCUCUUGUCUUCACUCAGUAGGAAAGCAGUGCCCAGUGCAAGGAGGGACCUGCAGCCCAAGAUAGGAAUAGAGGGGGGUAAGAGAACACCUAGCUUCUUUAAACAAAUUCAAAUCUUCAGGGCCUGAUGAGCUGCACCCAAAAGUACUAAAGGAGCUUGCAGAUGUAAUCUCAGAGCCUCUGUCUAUAAUAUUUGAGAAUUCUUGGAGAACAGGUGAGCUCCUUGCAGACUGGAGGUAGGCAAAUGUUGUCCUCAUCUACAAAAAGGAGAAAAAAGAAGACCCAGGUAACUCCCGACUGGUGAGCUUGACAUCGGUACCAGAAAAGAUAAUAGAACAGAUCAGUCUGUGAGCACUUAGAAAAGGAUGCUGUGAUUACUAAAACCAAGCAUGAGUUUCUUAAAAACAAGUCAUACCAAACAAAUAUUUUUCUUUGUUUAUUGAGUUACAAGCUUGGUGGAUCAGGGGAUCCAUAUGCUGUGGAUAUAGUGUAACCUAAUUUAAGUAAGACUUUUAACAAAGUCCCCAUGAUAUUCUAACAAGGAAGCUGGUAGAAUGUGGGCUAGACAAGGCAACUGUUAGGUGGAUUUGUAGCUGGUUGACUGACCCGAACCCAAAGAAUACUCACUAAUGGUUCCUUGUCCUCCUGGAAAAACAUUACAAGUGGGGUGCUGCAAGGUUCAGCCUGGGCCCAUUGUUGUUCAUUUUCUUUAUAAAUGACUUGGACAAAGCUGUUGAUGGGAUGCUUAUCAAAUUUGCAGAUGACACCAAACUGGGGUAGCUAAUGCCGCAGAAGACUGGGCUCAAACUAACAAAAUAAAUCUCAAUAGGUUCUGCAUUUAGGCAGGAAGAACCAACUGUGCAAAUAUAAGAUGUGGGACACCAUCUGAUUCUAUGAAUCAUAGAAUUGUAGAGUUGGAAGGGAUCCCGAGGGUCAUCUAGUCCAAUCCCCUGCAAUGCAGGAAUCUCAAUUAAAUCAUCCCUUGCAGAUGGUCACCUAAUCUCUGUUUUAAAACCCCCAAGAAAGGACAGUCCACAACCUUCCAAGGGAGUCUUUUCCAUUGUCAAAUAGCUCUUACUAUCAGAAAGUUCUUCCUGGUGUUUAGUCAGAAUCUCCUUUCUUGUAACUUGAAGCCAUUGGUUUGAUGCUAACCCUCUGGAGCAGGAGAAAACAAGCUUGUUCCAUCUUCUAUGUGGCAGCCCUUUAGAUAUUGGAAGAUGGUGGUUGUAUCUCCUCUCAAUCUCCUCUUCUCCAGGCUAAACAUAACUCACUCCCUCAACCAUUCCUCAUAAGGUUUGGUUUCCAGACCCUUGAUCAUCUUGGUUGCCCUCCUCUGCACACACAUUCUGGCUUGUCAAUAUUCUUCUUGAAUUAUGGUACCCAGAACAGGACUCCAGGUGGGGAUUGACCAAGGCAGAAUAGAGUGGUAUGAUUACUUCUCUUGAUCUGGACACUAGACCUAGAAUCAUAGAAUUGUAGAGUUGGAAGGGACCAAGAGCAUUAUCUAGUCCUACCCCGUGCAAUGCAGGAAUCUUUUUGCUUCUGUGGAUAUAGUCUAGAAUAGCAUUAUGUUUUUUUUGUUGCUGCCAUCACACUGUUAUGUCUAUGAUUGUUUGGAUCAUUAAUGCAGAUUCCAAAGACAUGGCGCUGCAGAACUGUGGGCAACUCACUCCGAAGCAAUAUGGGAGCUGAAAGUGUCUGCUCAGGCUAAACUCCUAGCUGAACAAGCUUGCAGGGGCAAUAGAGGGAGCAGAGAGGGAAAAGACAAAUUUGGGGCAGGGCUGGCUGUUUGUCCUCUUUUCUGAGAAAGUGUCACGUUCAGAGUAGCAGUUUAAAACUAGAAGAACCAAAUGAGCAUUUUGAAACUCUAGCUGGCAGAAGAUGCUUUGUUAGGCAACUAUUCAGUGUUACAGUCUGAUCCUGUGCAUUCUAAAUGAGAAGCAAGUCUCGCUGAAUUUAAUGGAGCUUGCUCUGUGUAAAUAUGCAUAGGAUUGCAGACGAGGAAGAAUAAUGUGAUGAAGAGUCAAAGUUUAUAGUCAAGAUUUUAGAAUGGAUGGCAGCUCAAGCUGCAUUUGUAAUAGGAAUGGAGCAGAUUUCCCCCUCCCUUUUUAAUGCCUACCUUUCCUACAUUUUCUACAAACUGAAGGUAGUUGAUUUAGGUCUUGAUUCAUUUUUUAAGCAGUUGGCAGGGAAAAGUUUGUCAAGGAGCUCCUUGCUCAGAGGAAAAAAAGGUCUCCUGCAGCUUUAUUUGUGAGGCCGCAGCAUCACAUUAUCUUAAUCAGCACAUCCACAUUCCCCCAGUGGGCAACAGUAGGGGGCGGCAAGAAGCCAAACUGGGAGUGCCAUGGAACUAUAUGCAACACAAUAGUGAUCCUAUCAUUUUAAUCUUUAUCUAGCUCUGUGGGAAAAGAAGGGUUUAAUUCUGCUGAAUCCAUAGUCAGCCAGCAGAUGAGUCUCAGCACUGGUGAUGACAGCACUGGCAGCUGGUCCAACCUGAGUUUUGAAGAUGAGCAUCCUGAUGAGAAUAGCAGCUUUCUCCACCUCAGUGAUAGGUAACUAAAAUACCUUUUGUACAUGCUCACAGCCUUAAUGAUACGGUUUAUCCUUCAGCCCUGCAUUUCUUUUAAAGUUUCAGUUUUUACUUGAAUUCAGCUUUGGGAAAAUAUUAUUUUCAAUAGUCAAAAAGUUAAAACACAAGUAAUAAACAAAUGAAACUUUAAACACCGUUAUGUAAAAAGAAAUCUUAAAUCAAGCAAUUCUUGCCCUUGGGAGCUACCACGGUAAUCUUGGUGUUAUAAGGGGAAAUUAACCUUACAUUAAAAUUUCACACAUGGUUAAUUAAACCAUGGUAUACAAGUGUGACUUCUGAAAAUUCCUCAAAAUAUUAUUUGUAUGGGAUGUGACUUGGUCAGAGUUAAACAUUGUAAAUAAUGUAAUGUAUGGCUUAAUUAAUAUGUGCCUGUGCAGGAGCAAAACAUAAACUCACUGCAAGAAUCUCAAUGCAGAUCAAACGAGGCAAUGGAGACUUCUUGUUGACUGGAGUGGUAGAACUACUGUGAUAAGAAGAGAUCUACAUGACACCAUUGUUUUAAUUCCAUUUCUUCAUCUAUUUCCCCAUCAUUUCUCUAUGCUAUCAGUGGAAAACUCAGCCAGUUUUCUGCAGCCUGUAACUUUGGCAUUUUCCAUCCUGACAUUUAGUUGCCCAUCCGCAACAUCCGACUUCCCAAAUAUCAGAUGAAUCAUUCUGUAGGCAUUUUAAAGGGCACUAAUUUUACAAGCAACUUUUAAAAAGAGAACACAUCCUUAGUGGAAGGUCCAGCUGCAUUUCUCCUACUUAUAACUCCUGUUGGCUUGGCAUUUCUAGGCAGGGGUGCCCUUACAAUAUUUUCUGGGCCCAGCAUGUGGAUUGGGGCCCCUGUUUCCUUUGUAGUCAAUGACAAAGUUAGAUACAAUUUGCAUAUGCAGUUUGCAUCCUCUUUGUGGCUGGGGUGGAGGCCCCAAAAAUAUAUUGGGCAAAACACAAGUAAUACUACUACUACUACUACUACUAAUUUAUUUAUAUGCCACCCAUCUGUCUAGGUUGCCCCAGCUACUCUGGGUGGCUUCCAGCAAUUUAUUAAACCACAGUUUUAGAACUAAGGUGUCUGACAGACAGAAUGUAAACAGAUGAAGCUUUCCCCACAAUUGUAUUUCCAUAUAAUCAAAGUCUUAACCUGCAUUUCUGCCUGUCACACUGCUGUUAAAGACACAAGAGCUCUACUUCCCCCCACAGUGCAACUCUUAAACCAUCUGCUAUCAAGCAGUUACCUUACAGAAAGUCUUUCCUCGGUGGAUCUUAGGCUGUCAAUAUUGUGUUCUAGGGAUGGGGAACAGGUAGCCUUCCUGGUGCUGCUGGGGUUCUUCAGCCCAAACCAGCAGGGUCAGGGCUUCGUGGUGAUGGGAGUUGUAGCCCAGGAAGAUCUGCAGGGCCACAACUCCCCAGCCAUAUUCGGUGGAAGAACGCUUGUGGUAGGUACUUCAGAGGGGAUGAAGAUUUUGCGCAGCCCAGGUUCAGAUGCCCCUGCUGGAUAAAUUCAGUUGCAAACUGCUAAAGCAAGCAGUGUAUUCUAAGGCGGUGGUUCUCAACUGGUGGUCUGUGUAACCCACCUGGGCGGGGGGAGCUCUGUGGCACCAUUCACAUAACAGAAACUACCAUAGCGAGAACAACAUUUUCAAAAGCAGGCGUUCCAUGUCUUAGCUGUUGAAAAAUGGGGUAUUGCAGUACUUAGGUACUUGGGAACCACUGUUCUAGGGGCAUCUUUUGUAUUUCAUAACAUUUAUUUAUUUAAGGUAUUUAUUAUGUCACUUUUCAGGCAGACGACACCGAGCAGUUUACAAAAGAUGGUUACAAGCAGUGUGGGUUUUUUAAACGUUGCAAUACAUUUCAAAUGCAGGUGUAUGUUAAAGCAAAAGCUGGAACUGCUUCUUCUCUGCUCCCCUCAGGGCAAUAUGGUUUUCCAGAAGUGUGUGCAGUAGCAACUGGCAGCAGAAGGGGCCCUGCUGUGAACUAGAUAGUGGCAACUCAGCAAAGUUUUUUUCUCUUUCUCAGGGAGUGAGAUGGUCCUUCAGGGGAUGGCAGUUGAGGGAGGGAGCGAGGAGGCUAAAAUACUGCAUUUUUGCAUUGCCGUAACAUGCCCUGAGACCUUCUGGUGAAGGAUGGGUAAGAACUUUUCCAAAUCAGAAUAACAACUCUCAAUAUUAUCAUCAGCACAUAACAAACAAUAACACCACCUCUCUUGAGCAAAAAAGGAUUUAAGCCUUUGAUAUCAAUAUACCAAUUGGUUUAUACCAGCAGUGACAACACAACCCAGGAAUCCCCCUAUUUUUCUCCAUGGCGAGGUUGCGGGGGGGGGGGGGAGCAAUCACUUCUCCCCCAUUUUGCUGCUGCAGUCAUUUCCCUAACAAGCCAAGAGGCUGGAUGACAACACUGGACUGCACCACAGAGUUUUCACAUACAGUGGUGCCUCGCAAGACAAAAUUAAUCUGUUCCGCGAGUGUCUUCGUCUAGCGGUUUUUCCGUCUUGCGAAGCAACCGGAUUAGCGGAUUAGCGCUAUUAGCGGUUUAGCGGCUAUUAAAGGCUUAUCGGCUUAGCGGAUUAGCUGCUAAAAGGCUAUUAGCGGCUUAGCGGCUUAGAAAAAGGGGGGGGGAGCGAAAAAAAAUCUCAAGACUCGCAAGACAUUUUCGUCUUGCGAAGCAAGCCCAUAGGGAAAUUCGUCCUGCGAAGCAACUCAAAAACGGAAAACACUUUCGUCUAGCGGGUUUUCCGUCUUGCGAGGCAUUUGUCUUGCGGGGCACCACUGUACAACUUUCUCUCAGCCCCACCCUUCCCCACUUUAGUAUAGCUGCUCUGGUUGCUCACUCACAAUGCCCCCCUCUUUAUGCAAUAUGGUUAUAGUAAUGACGGACUUUAUUUGCAUUUGUAGGUUAAUUUAUUUUCCUCCCAUGAAAAUAUACCUGAGUUAGACCAUGAACUCCUCCUGCUGUCUAUGCUGCUACUCUUUGCCUUUGGGUUGGUGCACAACUACCCAGUCACAGCUACGCUAAAGUCCUGGAUUUCUCAAUUAUUUUCCCAGAACACUAUUGCAAGAUGAAAGAGCAGCUUCAAAAUGAAUCAGACAGUCCUUUCUUCAUUGUCUGGAGAAGGAACUUCCUGGGUUAUUUUGAAGCUAUUUGCUGUCCUUUCCUGGUGCAUGUGUGACUAAAUCAGGGACAGCUCUGAUUUCACAUUUUGGCUAAAAACACUUGAAAAGUGGGAAAAGGCUCAUUUCUCACAAAGCAAGUAACUAAAAGAGUGCCUGCACGUUAACAACUCAUAAUAAGCUAUCUUUGGAGUAUACAAACAUAAAAUUAAACCAUUUCUUAAAUAUACACUCGAAAGAACAAACAAACCUGACCAGUGAAGGAUAAAGAGUUCUUGUGGGUUUGUUAUCUGUGAAUGACAGUUUUCAUAACCAAGUGUGACCAUUCACAUAUGAGCUGGUGCUAAGGAUGACUUAGAUCAUUGUUUCUCAAGCUUUUUAAACGGUUAGGUAACAUAAACCUCCCACACACCUCUUCAAACCUGGCUCUUGUAAUUAUUUUAUUUGAAUUUUUAAUUGGAUUGAAAGUUUGUGACUCCCCCCCCCCUACACUAUCCACAUUUUUUUUAAAAAACACACUCCCAUCCUGCCUGAGAUCUUCAUCUGCCCCCUGGUUGAGAAACACUGAUUUAGAUUCUAUAAAGAAACAUUGUCAACAGUAGAUACCUGGCAUACAACUUGACGUUGAUAUAGUGCUCAUGAAGUUUUUCCAUGCAAGCUCAAGCAGUAUGGACUGGUGGAGGCUCCGGUAGACAAUGGGAUGAUGAAAUGUGUCUCUAGUCCAAAGACAAAUGAUACAGCAUCUGAUAUAGCAGAUCUGAGUCUAAUCAGUUCCUAGAUAGGAGACUGCCUGGGAGCCUGGAGUUCUUUAAUUCUAGUUACUACUAAAUGGCACCAGCUUUACUGCGGAGUCUAAUAUAAUUUCUGAGCACUUACACUUGUGCCACAAGAUACAUUUCUGGCCGUCUUCUCACUGUCUGUAGGUUGUUUGGACUGUUUGGAUUGAUUGGUUUGUGGACUGAUGGCCUCUGAAAGUUGGACGUCUCUUGUUGAGGAGAUGAACUAGAUUCAUAAGUGGGCCCAGGAAGGCAUUCAGCCUGUGAUACUGUGCUCCUCUGCCUUCCUUCCCGUGCUUAGAUUAAUGGCUUUUUGAUUUGAUCCAACCAUAGUUUGACAUUAUGUCUGACCUAACAAAUUAUUGUUUCUGUGAGUCCUCCAAACAAGGAUUUCAAAUCACAGUUGGAUCUUGUUUUGCAAUCUCUGAUUGGACAACUCACUCAGACCAGUUUGCUGCUUUAAAGGCAAUGGCAAACUGGUUUGAUCAAACAAGUAAGUUAACCAUUUAAACUGUAAGGGGAGGAAGAAGGAAGGGGAAACUCAUGAGCACUUGACUUCUGAUUACAGUUACAAGGUUCCUGCCUAUGUACAGCAUAAAGUGGAGAGUGAAUCUUCAUCUGCUAUUUAGAUUUGUAAUUAUCCAUAAGGAUUUACUAAUUGUUUGACCGACAAUGCCUUCCAUCUGAGAAUCGGCUUUUAAUUUAGUUAGCAAAUUAUUUUUUCCCAAGAUUCUUUAGAAAUGGUUGGUGUUUUAUAUGCAGGAAAUUGACAUUGUGUCACCGACUUUAAUGCCGUUGGCUGGAACACUGUGGCCUUGGGCAUGCCCAGCAAAGUUCUGGGCUGGUUGCCCUUGAACAAGACAUACAACCUUCAUUCCACCUGCAAGAAACACAAGUCAAAAGCCGCCUCAGACAAUUUUAUUUAUUUAUUUAUUGAAUUUAUAUACCGCCCUGUACCCAGAGGUCUCAGGGCAGUUCACAGAACAAAAUCAAAAUAUGAAACCACAAUAUAUAUAAUACAAAACUUAAACCACUUGUGUGGGUCUUUAAUUGAGUCAUUUCAGGGAAAAAGGUGGGGGAUUGAUUGAUUGAGUAAAACUCCCAGCUUUGUGCACUCCCACUUGGUGCAGACUUAACUCCACUGGUUGCAAAUGUAAGCUAGACUGACAACCACUUUCCUAUUUUUAGAAGUACAUCACUCUAGUUUAUAAUAUUUUGCUAAAUUGACACCAUUUUGUUCUGCCAAAGGAAGUGGUCCCAGCUGGGGGAUGAGGUUCUUGCCAAAUGGGACUUGUGACGGGCACAGUGUCCUGGGACACCAGGUCAUACACUAGCAUUUGUUCCAAAUUGAAGAAGCAGAGUUGGGUCAAGCAUAGGUCAAGUUCCAGAAAAGCAAAGUCCACAUAAACAAAGCCAGGCAAAGUAGAGAUUAAAGUCCUAAAGGCAAAGAAGCAAAGUGGGAUGGACCUUGGAUAGCACCAAGUAGAGCCUAGGCUAGAAGCAGACAGGUUAGGCUUGACUGUUGCUCCCGCAACCAGCAAAUUCAGACUGGGCCUUAAAGGUCUGCAGCAUCCUUAGAACAGCUAGCCCCUCCACUGAUGAGGGGAGUCUAGCCCAUUUAAAGAACGAGGGCCUCUGGUGGCACUGGAGAAGUUGGUUGCGUAUGGCCUCUGAGCUGGAGUCCUUAGAAUCAGAAGAUGGUAAUGCAGCUUCUUCAGACCAGAGAAGUUCUGGCAUUUAAGGCUCCCUGCGUUAUAGAACUUCAGCAUGCAGAUAUCAAAGACUGGUUCUUAGUCCAAGAAGUUCUCAAUCCAUGACCUCUUCCCCUGAGGCUGAGGAGUCCCAUGUCAUGACAUAUUUUAUAUAUAUUAAAAGUGUUUUGACAGGCAACAGAACAACAGCAGGGCUUCUUAAAUUUCUAACUUAGAUCUCCAAUGCAAACUUUUCUUUCUCACUUGACUCCUCAUCUGCAUGAUAAAUACUGGCUUACUUAUGAAUUUAUUCAGUGUGUGGUCAAGAUCUCUAGCAAAGGAACUUUGGCCUUAGAGGUACUUUAAAAUUCCUCUUUCUUUCCUUUUUAGCAGUGUAAACGUCGCUUGUAAUUCUGAUGGUCUGAGCAAGGCAAGAGCAGUGGGGCUGAGCGAAUGGCAGAGGCACCCCUGCAUUUGGGAUUCUGCUGCUCCUGCUGAUCAGGAUAGAUGAUAGGAGGGCAGUAGGAAGGCUGCUUUCCUCUGCACCACUUCCUGCCGAGAACAGCAGAGAAGCCUGGAUCAGCCCCAUUAACAGUAGCUGGACUUGGUUUAGGACCCAGUGGAUUUGAUGGCAUUACACUUUACAGCAGGAAUAUUGCUGGUGAUAGUGGGGGGGCGCUUCAUGGCAGCAGAGCCCUUGUCCCCCAGUGGUGGAGCUUAGCGGAGCCAGAAGAGACACCUGACUCAUCCUAGCCACCUCCAGCACAACCGGUUUUCAGCACAAAUAUUGUUUUCAGUCCUGGAUGUCUCAAGUUUAUGGGCUGUCCUGUUAGAAGAGGGCCAAGGAACGUCUACCAGAUACCUUGGAAGCACUACUGUCAUUUGGUUAGAUGCACUAAUGGUCUGCGUGACUUGGUAUAAGGCGGCUUCAGAUACCUUCACAAAACCUUUUUCUCUCUCAACACACUGAUUUUUGAAACAGCGUUGUAAAGAAACUAUAGAGUGUGGCAUUCAACCAUAUUUACUCGGAGAAGACCACUGAAAUCAAUGCACAUAGGUAUGUUCAUUCAUUUCAGUGAGUUUACUCUGGUUAAAACUUAAUUGAAUGCAAGCCUUGGAAUUUGCUGUUUGCGAAAGAAACUAGUACUGGUUCAGCACUUUGACAUUCAUGUAAACGAUUAGGAAAUCCAAAUUAUUCCUUUGUCAGUUGCUGCAUUGCUGAAGCUGUGUUGCACCUGUUCUGACCUGGACCAGCUCAGCACAUGAAGAUUGCAGAAAUCGUUUGGCAGUGGGAGAAAAGUGCCACGUGAAUUCACAUUUAUUUUUCUGAGCAGUGUUAAUAGGUGCCCUUUCAUUUUGUUUCUUUGUACCUCUUUCCCCCCAAAGUGUUUUUGUAUACUUAUUAAGAAAAUGGUGCCACAGCUCAGGAAUCUGGACAGAGCGCAUCAAGGAAAAUGAAGAUUCUGGGUUCUGGUUUGGGCUAACUCUUUUCUAGUUCAGCUCUGUUCUCUUCUUCCCCUGGCAGUAAUGGUAACAGCAGUAGCUGGAGCAGUCUUGGUUUAGAAGGAGAUAUGUAUGAGGAGAAUUUAUCCUUUCCAACAUCAGACAGGUUGGUCAAACCAAGACAUUGAAACAGGCUAGUCCCUCAUAUAUUAAUGCAUGAAGUCAUAAUUUUUCAAGACUGAAUAAACUGGCAUAUAUGAAAUGUGAUUCAUUACCCACACGCUUUUCACCUGAUCAUGAUUUUCCUUAACAAAUUCAUACUGAAUGGGUCCAUUUUACUGUGCUACAGUGUGACUGUCCCGACAAACAUGUAAAAUGCAACACUUUUGUGCAUGUUCUGCUUGCUAUUCUAGAUGCUUCCAAUUAUCUCUUCAUAAAAAAGAGCUUGCUUCCUACAAUAUUUCUGUUUCCCCUUUUGUUUAAUCAUUUAUUUUCUCCUAGUAAUUAGAACCAUUGCAUAUAAUUCAGUGCAUUAUAAUAAUAACAUAUCUCCUUCUUAAAACUCCAUAUUUGAAAGGGAAAGGUAGAAUUUCUUUUAAAGUUUUAUCUGGGAAAUUUACAAGCCACGUGACAGAAAAUGGCGUGAGAAGCAAAGCUUCCAUUUUCACAAUCAUUCCUUGAUACUUUGGUUAAUUCAUACUAUGUUUUCCUUGAAUGUCCUAUUGAAGUUUCAGACCUUAGUAUUAUCCUGCUUUGCAUUAAUUCUACCUUCCUCCCCUACAGUGAUGGAACAGAAGACAAAGAGGAAGAGCUUAAAGAUACAAUUGAAGGUAACCUUAACAGGAUGUAUCUAUUAUUCUGUAGUUGAUGUAAGAAUGCUCUAUUUAUGGAUCAGUUUGUAUGAGACUUGUGUCAGAAGAGCAGCCCUCAGCUGUUUCAAAGAAUGACCUCUAUAUUUCGUAAUAGCUUCUGGGCGGCUUCUGCUGAAGCUAUUCCAAUUCAUUUUUUUUCUAAGCAAAGUGUGUAUGUGGGAAUGACCCAGCUCCAUCUUAGGGACUUUGGAAAUAGUUUCCCCCCCUAAAGUCCUAGAAUGCUGAAAUUUUUAUUGGCCAGCCAGAUGAAUCAGUGAAGUUCUCUCUUCUCAGGUUAGAUACUUACAGUUGAGUGUAUAUGUCAAAAUUAGGAUUUAUUUAAUUUGCUUAACCACAGCAUGCACCACAUUGGACAGUGGACUUUCAUACAUUAAACUGCAUUUGCCAUUUUGUUGCCCAUUCAGGCAGUUUAGAGAUAUCUUUUUAGAACUCUUUGCAGUCGGAUUUGGUUUUCGCUAUCCUGAAUAAUUUUAUAUCUGCAAUCUUGACCACCUCCCUGUUCAGCCCUGGCCCUCGGAUCAUGUGUGAACAAGGCUUUACUGUAUUGCUUUACUGUAUUGCUGUUAUCUGAAGAGUGGGCCACCAUAAUUCAUUGAGUAAAAUAUGCUCACAGAGUACUAGGCUUUUCAUCUUUAUUCUCUCUCUUGCUUGCAAUAGGGUUGGGAAACAUAGGAAAGGCAUUGGUAAUCAUAAAUGUUGACAUAGGGCCAUGCCUGGUGGACUCCCAGCUGAGAAUGGCCCUGCAGUGGCUGACAGCUUCCGAAGCAGGGGUGGCCAAGCUGCAUUUCCAUGACGGUGUUCCAAAGGAGUUUGUUCUUGUGAGUAAUGAAAGGGCUGUCAUUGUACAAAUUGCAGUUGCCGUCCUUCAGCUGUGUUUAUCACGUUUUGUAGAAGAAGAAGAAGAGUUUGGAUUUGAUAUCCCGCCUUUCACUCCCUUUAAGGAGUCUCAAAGCGGCUAACAUUCUCCUUUCCCUUCCUCCCUCACAACAAACACUCUGUGAGGUGAGUGGGGCUGAGAGACUUCAGAGAAGUGUGACUGGCCCAAGGUCACCCAGCAGCUGCAGGUGGAGGAGCGGGGAAGCGAACCCGGCUCACCAGAUUACGAGACUACCGCUCUUAACCACUACACCACACUGGCUUAUUGUACUGCAAUAAGCGAGAGUUGAUACCUUCACAGGUCUAAUCAUGGGUAGAAUAAUUAAUAAAAGGUAAAGGGACCCCGAACGUUAGGUCCAGUUGCGGACCACUCUGGGGUUGCGGCGCUCAUCUCGCUUUACUGGCCGAGGAAGCCGGCGUACAGCUUCCGGGUCAUGUGGCCAGCAUGACUAAGCCACUUCUGGCGAGCCAGAGUAGUGCAUGGAAACGCCAUUUAACCUUCCCGCCGGAGCGGUACCUAUUUAUCUAUUUGCAUUUUGACGUGCUUUCAAACUGCUAGGUUGGCAGGGAGCUCACCCCAUCGCGGGGAUUCGAACCACCGACCUUCUGAUCGGCAAGCCCUAGGCUCUGUGGUUUAACCCACAGCGCCACCCGGGUCCCCAUAGAAUAAUUAGGUAACCCCCAUUAACACUGCAUCUAGAACUGUUUCCACAGCAACCUGGGUAGAACUAGAGCAGGCAUAGGCAAACUCUGACCUCCAGAUGUUUUGGACUACACCUUCCAUGAUGCCCACAGGACCAGUGGGCAGGGAUGGUGGGAAUUGUAGUCCCAAAACAUUUGGAGGGCCGAGUUUGCCUGUGUCUGAACUAGAGCCUGAGCAGUGGCUAACUCAACUAACAAGUUAGUAGAUUUGAUAACACUGUUCCAGUCCAACUUGGAUAGUCAUUUCUGGAGGGUGGUGCCGGGGGAGUGCUCUUUGGCCCCAUGGAGCCUUCAAUGUGCGGUUCCUCAAGGUUGGAUUUUAUCCCCCUGUGCUGUUUAACAUCUACAUGAAAUGACUUGAGUGGGGCCAUCCAGAGGUUUGGAGUAAGUUGUCAGCAACAUGCUGAUGACAAACAGCUCUGCUUCUCCUUUACAUCUGCAGGUGAGGCAGUGGAAGUGCUGAAACAAUUACAUAUCUUUAGGCAUCAGGCAAAAACAUUCAUCUUCUCCCAGGCCUUUGGCUAAUUAAAUAAUCUAUGGUUUUGUAAACUGUGGCAGGGGUUAUUGUUUUUGAUGGUUACUAUGUUUUUAUGUUGUGAUGGUAUUUAAUAAAUUUGUUUAAAUUUACUAAAUAAAAUGACAGAACUUUGUGGCUGGGCUUGUAGUUGGAAAUUUAAUUUUCUGCUUUGUGGAACUUCAUGCUUCUCAAAAAUUUAACUUGGAGUCAGUGGUUUCAUUUGAUAAUAGAGUAAAUAAUACCAGUGAAACCACACUUUUUGGACAUGCAUAUUUUAGUGUUAAUUUGUGCCACUGUGAAAUGCUUAUUUAUUGGGGAUGAUGAUAGAUGUAUGAAUAUUUGUUCAGCGUUGGUUUUGGGGGGGCUGUUAUCUGCUACCUACAUUACCAUGUAGUACAGAUUUUUUGGGAGUGUCACCCUUAAGAAUGGCAUCUUUAAGAAAAUCAGAGGAAAUUCUGGACUUUGAGAGUGCCUUGUUUUUACAGCUGUAAAAUAUCAAAACGUUUCUGGCUUGUAAUUUUAAUACUGUGGUUGUUAGUCUGGAUAUAUAUUUUUUAAGGAAAGAAGCUUAAAAUUACUCGACUUGCAAAUUAUAAGUUAAAGAAAACAAAUGGCUAAUGCAUUGGUUAGAAAUACUUCCUUUGUUGCUGGGAUUGAAGCAGAGAGCGAAGUGGAAGCAAGUUGUCCUUUAUGUCAGGGAAGCAAGACAAUUUUUGUCUUGAAAGCCACAUUCUUUCUUCUGCAGGGGUUGUGUACUAGCUGUGGGAAAAGCCACCCUGCACUCUCUUCCAAACAUGCUCACAUUAAUAUAUACAAAUGGCACGCUCCUCUCCAUGACACACAUAUGGUCCAGGCCACCCGUCCACAUGCUCUCAGCCUCCCCCAUCCCCUCAUUCAGCAGUUAGCCUUUCAGGGGAAAGCAUUUAACAUUUUUUCAAGCCCAGCUGCCCAAGCGGGGGUGUUGGUGUUGGGUGAGAUCUUCAUGGAAAUUGCAGGUGAGGAGAGGAGGGGUGCUUUCAAGCCUAAUUGCAGUGUCGGGGCAAUUUUUGGGGGUCCCAGUUUGAGUGGAGGGGCAGGUCAAGGAAGGAACCCGGGACCAGAGAAGGAAGCCCAACAGGGUGUGUUUUAAGCCAAAGGGAAUCGCAGUGAAGGAAGGUGACCAUAGUACAGUCAUACCGCAGCUUACAGCCGCUUCAGGUUGCGUUUUUUUGGGUUAUGGACCGCCGAAACCCGGAAGUACCAGAACGGGUUUCGGCAGUCGUGCAUGCACAGAAGCACUAAAUUACGCUUUGCGCAUGCACAGAAGCGCCGAAUCAAAACCCGGAAGUACCAGAACGGGUUUCGGCAGUCGUGCAUGCACAGAAGCACUAAAUUACGCUUUGCGCAUGCACAGAGGCGCCGAAUCGCAACCCACGCAUGCACAGAUGCGCAGACGUGGGUUGCGAACGCUGCGGGUUGCGAACAUGCAUUCCGCACGGAUCACGUUCGCAACCCGAGCGUCCACUGUAUUGUAAUUUAUCUUUUCAGCUUUACUUUUUAAUGUAACCUGUUUUUGCUUUCUCUUCCCAGCUUUCAAAGAAACUGCAAGAGAGAGGCUGGAAAGUGGGAGACCUCUUUCAAGCAGUGCUGAAGUACUGUGAAGUAAUGGAGAAAGUUGCUGAUGGGGAGAGAGCUCUAGGCAGCAAAACCUUUUUUGGGUGGCUUCAGGAACAUGUCUGAAUGCCAUAUGAGAAGAUGCGCUGAUUUCUUCAUGCCUCCUUUGGGAAGAAGGAAAUGUGUAUCAUAUACUUUAAUUAGCAAAUGUACUAUUUGUAUUGUGAUAAGCUUUGGGUUGAAAGUAAGCAUAGCUGUCCUGUCAGGUGCUUUGAGAUGCUCUGUAUGCUUUUUAGCCCAUCUUUUUAUCUUCAUCAUAAGCCCCUCCAUUCAGCUGGUGUGUGUGCACUUCUGGCUAGGCUGUGUUUUGCCUGCAGCAGCAGUGAGAAGGAUGAGCUUUUGUGUGUUGUGUGUAAUAAGGGUUUCAGCUGAACCAGGGCAAAAAAAAAAAAGUUAUACCUCGCUCCUCCUACUUAUUUGCCACUUUCUUUGUGUCUUUUUCCUCUUAACAAGCUCCAAGAGGUAUUCAGAGUCCACUUGCAGUUUGCUUUUGCCACUUUCCCCAGAGCAAAGCAAGACUGCGUUGAUCUCUGCUGCCUCUAAGGCCUAGCUGAACAUGCAAGCAGAAUAGGAGGUCUGCUCACUCUGACCUGUGAAGACUCUGGUGGAAGGUUGCAUUCCUUGUAAACUGACUUCUCUUAGCAGCUAGAGAGAGCUGAGAGCAUGCUUUCAGAUGUGUGCUCUCAUUAUAUUUUGAUAUCUUUUUUGAUAUCUAUGAAAAGUUCUAUUUAAAUAAAGCGAACCCCCCCCCCCCCAGUUUGUAUGUGAAACAAAUAUGUGCAAAGAAAAAUAAGUGGGUUAUUCUUAAAUGCCUCCCAAUAAAGUAUGACAGUAGCAUCAAAUGCACAAAAAUUAAUAGCCUACCAACAGCUGGAUUUUUGUAGUUUAUGAGGUGGUGUCAGGAAGCAUCUUUGACUUUUGAUCUCUGAAGUACUGUCCCAGGACCAAUGUUGCGUCUUUAUAAAGCAAGUUACAUUUGGGACGGUUUGUGACGACAGUUGCUUGUGUUAAAGUAGAUUGAACACUGCCUGCAAGAAAAAUUGGCAUUAGCGUUGCACAGCCAUUUUAAUAUACUCACUUUGGAGAUGGAAUGACAAGGUCUGUCCGCAUGCAGAACAUUUCUUUGCUGUAGCAGGAUCGGGGCCAUACUUCCAGCUCUGCCCCAAAUGCAUCGCCUCCUUCCUUUGACAGUCGUCUGUUGAGUCUGCUAAGGAAUGCUAACGUCCAAGAAGCCUUUGCAGACAACCAGGUUCAGCAUGGGAAUGUUGAAGGAAGGGCAUUGGGAGGGGGGCUAAAACGUUGCCACACCCCUGCUUCAACUUGGGAAUAUCCUACAGGCAAGCAAUGUGUGCAUAAGACAGUAGGUUAGAAAUAAUGGGUUUCUUCGCCAUUGCAGUCUGGGACAGGUUGACGUAGUUUGACACUGAGAUGGGUGGAGCUUUGCCCUCAAUCCAUAUCAGUGCUUAAUCUUAGGACAGCCACUGCCUUGUGUCUUCUCCUUGGCUGGAGGGCAGCAGUACGGCUUUGGUGUUGCACUCCAGCAAAAACAGAGCAGAUCUUUGAUAAUCAAAUCCCAAAGGAGGGCCGAUGGAAGCAAAAGUCUGCUGCUGCUCCUCCCCUAUGACUUCAGCUUCAUUCAGGUUAUGACACCUCAAGUAAAAAUGCAUUUCCCUUGUUUCAUUGAGCAUUGCUUCUCUCAAUAUUAUUUUAGCAUGCUUCUGGUCACUUUUUUCACUUUAGUUUUGAGACGUCUUUGUACAUUCCUGUUAAAGCUGAAGUUGUAUUUUAGGCUGUUAUUGUCUGUUGUAACGUUGAGUAUUUUUUCAUGCCAAGAGUUUACGGAUAGUUGGGAAUGCAGCUGGUUGGAUCAGUUAUGCAGAGUUAGGGCAACUCGCAGCCUGGUUUGAUCUUGAGGCAGUUUACUCCAAAGGAAAUUCUACCGAAGUCCAAGUAAAUGUGUUUAGGAUUGUGGUAUCAGUUGGCCAUUGAUAAAGGCACUCAAUGAAUUUUGACUUUUUGCACUUUUUGCAUCUUGAGGCCUCAAUUUGAAGAGCAGCCUCCCUCUGUUGACCCCCUUUUAAACCCCUAACAGCUUUGUACUGUGAAAUCUGUGGCUGCUUGAGGGGUGGGAAAGAGCUCCCAGCCCAGUGAUCACAGUGAAGGUGGCUGAGGCAUCAAUUCCCGAAUCCCCUUCUCCACAGUUCUGUUGCACUUGAGCCUAAUGGUUUCUUUGCUGCACACCUUGGUGUGGGCACAGAUCUUGUGCCUGUAAAAGGCAAGUUGACAUUCUUCAGUUUCCCAUGGCACACACCUGCAGGGCCGGAAACCUCGCCUGCUCAGUUUUUCUCCUGGACUACAGCUUGAAGGAACAGAAGCUGUAGUGAGGAGUGGAUGACAACUAGAAGCAGUGCUGUGGAACAGCUGGGAAAGGGACAUUAAGAAGCCCUUGCUGCCUUCCUCCUGGGACUCUGAAACCCACUUAAGUAGCUCACGUACAUCCAAAUGAGAGAGAUUGGGAUUAAGGAGCCUCGGAAGCACCACCUGUAUGAAAGAUAGCUUGGGAAAGGAACUCUUCAUCCUCUCCAAGAUUCUUCAUAGUCUGGUGUUUCCGAGAAGAGCUACAGGACUUGAGGUCUACAUCACCCCAAAACCCAGCUGAAGUGAAGGUUAAAGCCCUGGUUUUCACCUAGUCUGAACAGCAAGCAAGAGGUGCUUUGCAGCAGCUGCAUUUUGCUUAGUACUUAGGGUUGCUUUCUUACGUUUUUCCUACAUGGAGAACACAGAAAUGUGGUUUCCUUGUCUUCCCAGGACGUGUCAAAUACUUGUGUGAAUGAUGGCCGCGUGUGUAAACUGCAUAUACUUUUCACACUUCUUCCUGCGCAGAAGUGCUUUCGGUCCAGGAAACGCGUAACAUGCAGCUAAAAAGCAAUUUGAAUAAUUAACAGUUGUUUAUAUCUCUGUGUAGCGAAUGAAGCAAACAAGAUCCUUCCCUGUGUAAUGACGACUUUUUGUUUUUUUGUUUUUUGAAAUGUGGUAAUACACUUAGUUGUGAGAUGUGAAUUUCAAGUUGCACUAACCUCGUCUUUGUUGAAGCAGUCUCUUAAAAUAAAUUAUAUAUAAACAUAUUA